AGUAGAUUUAUUUUUAGUUCAAUUCCAUAAUGUUUAGUUCUUUUUAGGAUAUAUAUAUUGUUUGUUCCUGCUACAGUAAGCACAAUUAACAGCAGCAAUAGAUCAAACUUCACAGAAGCAUCGCCUAACUGCUCCACUUUCUCAGUCCAGUGGAACAAAGGGAAUGACAAUACAACUUUAAGCUGCCAUGCAUAUUCUGGAUCUGUUUGUAAGGAUUUUUUGGCUCUGUGGCAUGAAUGUGCUGUGAUACAGAAGGAAGGAAGCAUUAAUCUAAAAUUUGAUAUUAACAUAACAGGGGAAAAGCAGAUGGAACAUGAAAGGAUGUUGAAUGCCCUGAGUGGCUUUAUGGUUCAUUUUGAAAGCUGUGCUCAAGUGGCGUUACCUUUCCUUUGUCAAUAUAUGUUUCCUCUGAGCGACUGCUCAACAGGAACAAGUUAUUCAGCUACUAGAGAUGAUUGUCUUAUGAUAAGUGAAGGAGUGUGUGCUGAUGUAUGGGACUUGGGACUAAGAUUCGAUUAUAAUUUGCCUAACUGUGAUAAAUUACCUAAAGCUAAUGUAGCUCCUAUGUUAUCAACAAACCUCUCUACUUCCAUAAAUGAGAGCAUGACAGAUGACAUCACUUGCAGAGAUGACUUUGUUAAAACUAACCUGAUCUGUGAACCAAGAUGUGACAGAUUUGAACAAUCACCCCAUACUGAAAUACUAAUUAUGAUAGGUUCAGAAAUGACUGCUGCCAUCAUUGCUCUCAUACUGUCAAUUGCAACAAUAAUUUUGUUCAUCAAGGACUACAAGAAAAUGUUCAAAUAUCCUUCCAUAUUGAUUUUUUUCCAAGAUAUUGAUAUCAUCAUUAUAUCAUCAAUAGUUAUCUUGCAAACCUCUAAUAGAGAUGGGUUGUACUGCAGUUCAGUGAGUUUAUUGGAAACAUUAAAUAAUCCAACUCCUUUUUGUCAGUAUGGAGGAGCUCUAUUUCAUUACUCAAUCAUAAACAUUAUUCUCUGGUGGUUCUUUCACGUGGCAAUAUUCUUUCACAAAGUAAUGUUUCCCUUUCAAGCAAACAGAAUUGAAAAAUUAGGUCAAGACAAGUACAUACUUGCUAUAGUCAUUAUCUGUAGUAUGUUGGUUCCAUUACCAGCUGUUAUCAUUGGUCUUUCACUGGACAAAGUACAAUAUAAUCUUCAAAGAUUUCCUGCUAGUAUUUGCACAACAAGCAGCAGUGAGAUGUGGUUCUAUUCAAGUAUUCUACCCAUUGAUCUUUUUGUUGGUACUGGUGUGGUUAUGCUGAUUGUAGCAAUGUGGAAUAUUAGGAAAAAAUCCAAGCUCCAUAAAACCCCUCAACUAAGCACAGCUGAAAAAAAGAUUGUCUUAGUCUUUACUUCAGUGACAUUGUUUAGUACAUUCUCUUUAGGAUACACCAGUGAUGCUAUUGCAAAAUCCCAUAUAUUCAGGGCUGCUUUAACACUGUACUUUGAAUGUGAAGCUUUUGGUCAUGUUCCUGGCCAGUGUGACAGAAAAGGAUUUGAGAAGAUAUACAGUCCUGUCGUUGGUGCUGUUGCACACUUUUUAAUGGGUGUUGUAUCCCUUAGCAUUCUUAACUUUGUUGUGAAGUGGCAAAAAUUGAAAGCAAUCGGAGGAAAAGUUUUGUCCUUCUCAAAAUAUAAUUUUUCAAAAAUAACACAUUCAAUUACUACAGAAAUUUCUGUUUGAAUUGUUAUUCCUUAAUUCAAAACUUUGCUGACUAAAAAUUUGUGUGGGUAUGCUAUCAUGUUUUAAAAUUUUUUGUGUUCU
Messenger RNA from Amphimedon queenslandica, 1785 nucleotides. RefSeq lists its product as uncharacterized. Gene Ontology annotation, molecular function: protein binding. The record is from RefSeq and is a predicted model, not a curated record. The coding region runs from base 307 to 1704 and encodes 465 amino acids. The transcript has 7 exons. NCBI's taxonomy places the organism in Eukaryota, Metazoa, Porifera, Demospongiae, Haplosclerida, Niphatidae.